Molecule: messenger RNA, 572 nt
Organism: Anopheles nili
Lineage: Eukaryota; Metazoa; Arthropoda; Insecta; Diptera; Culicidae
Gene: RpL32
Product: 60S ribosomal protein L32
Exons: 3
Coding region: 52-456 (134 amino acids)
Biological process (GO): translation
Cellular component (GO): cytosolic large ribosomal subunit; ribosome
Molecular function (GO): structural constituent of ribosome
Source: RefSeq, a predicted model, not a curated record
UUCCACCUUGAACGAUCUGCCGCGUGUUGUGCUCCUAUAAAAUCAGCAAAUAUGGCCGUGCGUCCAGCGUAUAAGCCGAAAAUCGUCAAGAAGCGGACGAAGAAGUUCAUUCGCCACCAAUCGGACCGAUAUGUGAAACUAGCCCCCAACUGGCGUCGGCCGAAAGGUAUUGACAAUCGAGUGCGCCGUCGCUUUAAGGGACAGUACUUGAUGCCAAACAUCGGCUACGGCUCGAACAAGCGCACCCGCCAUAUGCUGCCGAAUGGAUUCAAGAAGUUCCUGGUACAUAACGUCCGCGAACUGGAAGUAUUGAUGAUGCAGAAUCGCGUGUACUGCGCCGAGAUCGCACACGCUGUAUCAUCCAAGAAGCGCAAGGCGAUCGUCGAGCGGGCCAAGCAGCUAGCCAUCGCGGUCACGAACCCCAACGGCAGACUGCGCGCCCAGGAGAUGGAGUAAGCGUACACUGUUACGCUCUUGGCGUUAAACACAUGAUUUUGUCACUCAUUUCGUUUGGCGAAAUUUUGUUCUGUGGAGCAAAAGGAUUCGAUUUGGUAAUAAUAAGAAAUAUUACA